This is a messenger RNA of Taeniopygia guttata (zebra finch), 7887 nucleotides long. Lineage: Eukaryota; Metazoa; Chordata; Aves; Passeriformes; Estrildidae. The record is from RefSeq and is a predicted model, not a curated record.
GCAUGGCCAGCGCGGGAGCUCCCGCGGCCUGAGCCGCCCCCGCCGCCGGCACCAUGGCAGCCGCCGGCGAUGCCGGCCUCGACGUGGCGGCGGUGGAAAGUUUCCUAGAGAGGCACCCGGAGCUGGUGGAGAAGUGGCUGCAGAGGAAGAACUCGCUCCCUAAAGCGCCUGCCGCCCCCGCUGGCGGCCCUUCGGAAGAGCGGCGGAGCAGCGACGGCCCCGGCGGCAGCUGGGGGAGCGCGGGCGGCCCCGGCGGCCCCGGCCCCGGCCCCGGGGGGCUGCAGCGCCGAGCGUCCCAGAAGGAGCUGCGGAAGAGCUUCGCCCGCUCCAAAGCUAUCCACGUCAACCUCACCUACGACGAGCAUGUGCACGCCCGGGCGCAGGAGCCGCUGAGCAGCGUGCGGCGGCGGGCGCUGCUGCGGAAGGCCAGCUCCUUGCCCCCCACCACCGCACACAUCCUCAGCGCCCUGCUGGAGUCCCGCGUCAGCCUGCCCCAGUACCCCCCCACCGCCCUCGACUACAAGCGCUACCUCAAGGAGCACAACGAGCGCCAGUUCUUCCUGGAACUGGUCAAGGACAUCUCCAAUGACCUGGACCUCACCAGCCUCAGCUACAAGAUCCUCAUCUUCGUCUGCCUCAUGGUGGACGCGGACCGGGGAUCCCUCUUCCUCGUCGAGGGGACCUCCUCCGGCAAGAAGACCCUGGUGUCCAAGUUCUUCGACGUGCACGCCGGCACCCCGCUGCUGCCUUGCGGCUCCAGCGAGGACAGCAACGAGGUGCAGGUGCCCUGGGGCAAGGGCAUCAUCGGCUACGUGGCGGAGCACGGAGAGACGGUCAACAUUCCCGAUGCCUACCAGGAUCGACGCUUUAAUGAUGAGAUUGACAAACUGACUGGAUACAAGACAAAGUCACUCUUGUGCAUGCCCAUAAGAAAUAGUGACGGAGAGAUUAUUGGUGUAGCCCAAGCAAUAAAUAAGACUCCAGGAGGUGCCCCUUUUUCUGAUGAUGAUGAAAAGGUGAUGCAGAUGUACCUCCCCUUCUGUGGGAUUGCCAUAUCCAAUGCCCAGCUAUUCGCAGCUUCAAGGAAGGAAUAUGACAGAAGCAGGGCUUUACUGGAGGUAGUGAAUGACCUCUUUGAGGAACAGACUGACUUAGAGAAAAUUGUCAAGAAAAUUAUGCAUCGGGCUCAGACUCUACUGAAGUGUGAACGGUGCUCAGUAUUACUUCUGGAAGAUAUUGAAUCACCAGUGGUGAAAUUUACAAAGUCUUUCGAAUUGUUAUCUCCAAAAUGCAGUGCUGAUACUGACAACAGUUUCAAAGACAGCAUGGAAAAAUCAUCUUAUUCUGACUGGCUAAUCAACAACAGCAUUGCUGAACUCGUCGCUUCCACAGGUCUCCCAGUGAACAUCAGUGAUGCCUAUCAGGAUCCUCGCUUUGAUGCUGAGGCUGACCAAAUUUCUGGCUUUCACAUAAGAUCUGUUCUGUGUGUUCCUAUAUGGAACAGCACCCACCAAAUAAUUGGGGUAGCUCAAGUGUUGAACAGGCUUGAUGGGAAAUCCUUUGAUGAUGCUGACCAGCGACUGUUUGAAGCUUUUGUUAUUUUUUGUGGCCUGGGUAUCAACAACACAAUUAUGUAUGACCAAGUGAAGAAAUCCUGGGCAAAACAGUCUGUGGCUCUUGACGUGUUGUCUUAUCAUGCAACAUGUUCGAAGGCAGAAGUGGAUAAAUUCAAGGCAGCAAACAUCCCUCUGGUGUCAGAGCUUGGCAUUGACGAUAUCCAUUUUGAUGACUUCUCGCUCGAUGUGGAUGCCAUGAUUACUGCAGCCCUGCGGAUGUUCAUGGAACUUGGAAUGGUUCAGAAAUUUAAAAUUGACUAUGAGACGCUGUGUAGGUGGCUCUUGACGGUGCGGAAGAACUACCGAAUGGUCUUGUAUCACAACUGGAGGCACGCUUUCAACGUCUGCCAGCUGAUGUUUGCCAUGUUAACUACUGCAGGAUUUCAGGAGAUUCUAACCGAAAUUGAAAUUUUAGCUUUGAUUGUGGGAUGCUUGUGUCACGACCUUGACCACAGGGGAACCAACAAUGCCUUCCAAGCCAAGAGUGGAUCAGCCUUAGCUCAGCUCUACGGCACCUCUGCUACCUUGGAGCACCACCAUUUCAAUCAUGCUGUCAUGAUUCUCCAAAGUGAGGGUCACAACAUCUUUGCUAACUUGUCCUCUAAGGACUACAGUGACCUUAUGCAGCUUCUAAAGCAAUCAAUAUUGGCAACAGACCUCACUCUGUAUUUUGAGAGAAGGACUGAAUUUUUUGAGCUUGUCAGUAAAGGUGGUUAUGAUUGGAAUAUAAAAAACCACCGAGAAGUAUUUCGAUCAAUGCUAAUGACAGCCUGUGACCUUGGAGCUGUGACCAAACCGUGGGAGAUUUCAAGACAGGCAGCUGAGCUGGUCACCAGUGAGUUCUUUGAACAAGGAGACAGAGAAAGAUCUGAACUCAAACUCACCCCUUCAGCCAUUUUUGAUCGGAACAGGAAGCAUGAACUACCCAGGUUGCAGCUCGAGUGGAUUGAUAGCAUCUGCAUGCCAUUGUAUGAGUGUCUAGUGAAGCUGAAUGUGAAACUGAAGCCUAUGCUGGACUCCGUGGCAGUAAAUAGAGGUAAAUGGGAGGAGCUGCACCAAAAAAGACUUCCUUCUCAGGCGGCAUCCUUGUCCUCCUUCUCCUCUAGCUUCACCAUGUCUCUCAAAGACAUAAAUUAAACAUGCAAAUAUCAGUUUCACUUUACAGUAAGAGCUGUCUGAAAGGUUUUCAUAAGCUUAGACCCACCAUUUUUUAAGAAAUGCUUUCCCAGACAUGCUUAAUUGAUGGGAUAUUAUCUUGACGGCAGCACAGUUUGCUUUUCCUGGAAGGCUUAGUGGGACUGAACGGAAGCUUGCAGUGGGAUUGCGCUGGUAUCUGGAGAGACACGGAACACUGAACAGAAGAAGCAUUCAUUCAGCUCCACUACAUUUCAACUGCUGCUGUAUAAACCUGUAAAGCUGACAACAGACUGAAAUAUAAGAACUUGCAGCUUAAUAAAAUUAAUAAUACAGAGCAGGACUGGGAAGCAAGCUGGCCAAUUCAUAUGCAAGGAGCUGCAGAAAACAGAAUAGUGUGUAAUUACAUUGUUGUUUUGCAUCUCUUCAGUACAUGUUAUGAAUCAAUUAUGCCUGCUUUUGUGAUGCUCCUCUCUUACUCUCCCUCCUCUUUUAUGCCUGAAUGUUCUGAAAAGCCUGCUUUGUAUUCUGAAGAAGUAUUUUUUUACAACAAAGCUUCUUAGUGAUUGAUCAGGGCCUUUAGAAUUGCCUACCUUUGCUACAUUUAAAAACAAACUUUAUUAUCUUUAAAAACACCAAGCUGUCCCUUCUUCCCUGAGAAAUUCAUAUUAACAUUGCAGCAAAUUUCUCAGCAAGAGGAAGUUUGCAUAAAGGCAAAAUAUUGCAUGGCAAUUUUAGAGGUUUUUUUUUUUUUUUUCUUUUAAAAAAUGCUCUUAUAACACAUUCUUCUUUUUUUUUUUUUUUUUAAUUAUGGAGUCACCUAAGGAAAAGAUUAUUGUUUUUUUUUUUUUAAUAGAAUACAAAUAAAAAAGGAAAUCUGUUGCUUUGUGCUUCAGGUUUAUAUUACAUUGAAAAGCAGAACAUGGAUAAGCCUUUCUAGUAUAAUUUCCAGUUGAAAUUAGUAUUUUGAAAUGGUGGAGAUGUAGAAUAUCAUCACACUGGACUACCCCUUACUCUCUCGCAGUUCUUUCAGUACAAUUUCAAAUGCUAUUACUACAGGUAGCACAGCACUAGUCAAGGCUCACCUGUGGUAAAGGUGUGCCUAAAAAUCUAAUCAAAUAUGAUAGGUCACAAAACCAAAUGUCUCUCUGUGAUGACCCUAGUAUUACCUGAAAGUUGGUCUCCUUCUAUUAGUGUCAAGAUCAUUAAUGCAGCAAACCUGUGAUCUGUGACUUGAGGGUGUUUUCUCUGCUGCAUGACCAGACACAAGAGGAGUCAUGCUGCAGUGUUUUUGAGCACCCAUUCAUAGGGGGGAAAAAAAAAAGAAAAAAGCCUUUGUACUCCAUGAAAUAUGGGAUUCUAAAUCUAGGGGUUUCUGGCAGCAAAAAUUAAAGCUGAAUGCAGCUUAGUUUUACACCUGUGCCAAACUCCUUUUACUUCGGUGGAAUUACCUUGAACUGGCACCAGAUUAAUAGAAAUCAGAACCUGGCCCAGCUGACCAGAUACUAAAAGAGCUUUUCUCCUUUCGGAGGACAAGGGAGGAAAGGCGGGAAACUCGGGAAUACACCAACUGUAAUAGGGGGGUACAUAGAACGAACCAAAUACAUAAUACAAAUGUAAUAGAACAUAAAAUACCACAACUCCACAGUUAGAGCCUUAGAAAAGCUGACUACAUCAAACAGAAACAACAAAUAUGCUGAUCCCUUCUUUGAAAGAAACACAACAAAACAAAAAUGUUCUGUGCUUCUAAUGGUGUGUAGGACAAUAGCUGGAAAUUCAGUAGCAUUGUGAGCCAGUCUGUUAGUGCACGACUGAACCACAUCACUCUCUAGCAGAUGGAAGCAGGGAAGGAGCAGAAAUGCAAAGUGCGCCACAGUGAGUACACACACCAAAUGGAAAUGUUUCUGCUGUUCUUCUACCACUUCUUUCUUCUCUGAAUAAAACCGGAGAAGACUGGUAAGCAGCAAGCCAUACAAACCUACAACACAUACUUUAUCGGAAACACAGCUACUAGGAACCGAUAGUACUGCUGGCAGGUACACACAGCUUUCCUGAAUUUUGAUAUUGCAUACUGCUAAGUGUAACAUAAUUUAUAAUGCAUACCCUACGGCCUCCCCAAAGGUUGAGUCUCCCCUCAUUUCCUCUCCUUUUUACUGGCUUCAGUGCACUGUUGCCCAUGGCAACAUCCACUGGCAGGGAUGGGGACUCGGCAGCACCGCAGCCUGACACACGGCUGAAGCCCUAACAAUGUCAACCAUCAAUCAAGUGACUGUUUGUAAUUGCCUCCAUCUAUUUCUCCUGUCUUUUGGUAUCUUUGCAAUUGUGGGUCAAAAUUCAGAAACUGCUGACUAAUGUUAUGGUUCUGUUCCUUCAUCACAAGGGAGAAAAUGAGAGCACAUGGCUUGAUCUUAUCAAAUUGUUCUCAGGAAAAACGAAACAACCCUACUGAAACUGGGGGGCUCAACAGUGCAUCUCAGAACAGCAUUCAAUCUCUGAAAGUCAUAUAGCUCAAUCUUUAAAAAAUCAACCACUUAAGCCAACAAAAACCUUAUCUUCUUUUUUUAAGACUUAGCUUAGGAAAGAGCAAAAAAAAAAAAAGUGAGAAAAACAUGACUCUUUGCAGAAACAUGUAGUACAUUAAAGAAACAUAUUUCAAGUCUAUUAUAUUUUAAGAUUGUUGGAAACAUUUUUAGCUAGCAAUUAUAAACUUGAUGAUCAGAAAUUGUAUCUGCUUUUCAUUAUUUCUGAUAGGGAAAAAAUUUCCCAGUAUUUCAAUCAGUUCUGCCAAGCUCUUUGAGAUAUGCACAAGAGACAUGAUUGUGUAGGUUAUUUAAUCUCAUUCUCUGUCUUUUACUUGCUUCCCUACCUGCUGAACAAAGAGAGAUUAAAAAAAAAAAAAAACAACAUUGAAAUCAGCCUAAUUCUGCGAAUGCAUAUAAAACACAGAUCCACAAGCACAAGAGGCAAGGACAAGUCAAGAAAGCAUGUGGAGAACACAACUGUUACCCAGGACAGUGCUGCUUGGCCUUUCCCCUGAGAUGCCUAGCACAUCAGCAAAAGACAAGUUGCCAUUUUUUUGCUCCAGCUGUAAGUGGAAAUCUGGCCUUGACAGAGGCCUCUAGCAUUUACAGUUCCAGUGCUAAAAUUUUAUGGGCACAUGGAUUGUCCAUAGGACACCCAGAGGUGCUUCAGGUUGGUUGUGGCAAUGCCUUUUUUCUAGGUGUCCUACUGACUCGUGCCAACUGCAGACUGAAUUUGGUCAGGUUUCUCUCGGCCCAUGAACUGCAGGCCUUGAGGUCUCACAAAAGCCAGGCAGCAGCCUUAAUUUUGUCACCAGAAAAUGCUCAGGUCUUCAUCCCCAUCCUCAAAGGUAGUUCCAGCCAAACAGUAAUUUCAUUUGGGAUUCCCACCUGUGAAACCACUUACCAAAAUCACCCUUUCCUCAGAAAAAAUGAAACCCAAAUAAAACAAUCAUUUUUAAAACCCACCAUAAAUGUUCUACAAUUGCAAAGGCUAACGAGGAAGGACCUUGACAUUCAAAUCCUGCUUGAUUUCGAGCAGGUUUCUGAACUGCAGGUGCAUCUGCGCCACCAGAUGGUGGCAACUAACAAGGGUGGGCUUGUCUCCUGCCCUUCUGCCAAAGCCCCUUUCAUGUGCUCAGCAAGGAGACAAGGAUGCCCACUGGUACAGCCCCAAUUUUGGCUUCACUCCUGAGAGGGGCAUGGGGCAGACAUGCUUUAGGUCUUGUAUGUGCACUCCCUUGGACUACAGUGCUCCCCUGCAACAUGACAGCAUGACCCCACCAGAAAACUGAACACUGUUCAAGGCAAGGAGCACCUGGGGCAGAGGCUCUCCGGUGGUUGAGACAGCAGAACCUCCCAAGAACAAGAUGUCCAAAAGGUGUCUUUCACCGUAAGUUGAGUAGUGAAAUCAGACAAUUCCCUCCCAGCCUGGGACCUACAAAGAACAGCUGCAUAAUGUGAUGGAGAUGCAGACUCUGCUUGUCAGGACGUGGUUUUGCUCCUGCUCUGAAGGAGGGCUGCACAAGGUCAGGCAGCAGUAACUCGCUGAGGUUUAAAGUGGAUGGAUGCCUCCUGUGGCAGGCAGGCACAGAACUGCCCACACAGCUCCCACUCAGCCAACCCCUAGCAUUUACAGGGCCAGGGGUCUUGCCAAGAAGGUCAAUUGUGUGUUUUGUAACCACAGCGCAGACAAGUAUGUUUCAUUCUAGCUCAGGUAUUUCUUCAGAUAGUGUCCUUGAUACAGCAGCUGCAUUUUUCUGGUCUGGUGACCUUGCUAAUUGCUCCUUCUUGGAGAACACUGCAAUCUCAUAAUGUGCCUGUAGUUACCAACAAAGCCAAUACUAGUACUCACAAAUUAUUUUUGAAAACUGCAACCAGCAGUGCCUAAUGUCAUUUGUAAUAUUUAGAUUAAUUCAUUCUAGUGGAAAAACAGGAGUGUUUCAGUCUACAGGCCAAAUAGUUAUUUUCCCUUUAUAAACUCAAACCAAUUUUAGUUCCCGAUAAGUAAUUUGUGCAUUGUGUGAAACUUUAAAACAGGUUUAUUUCAAAGAUACAUAAAACAUACUAACAGGCACUUCAAUGCCUAGAGUGUAUGGGCAAGAAAAUAAUAGAACAAGAAGGUUUUUUUAUAGCUUUUUCAAAGGAAGAGUUUUCAAAGAGUAAAAUCAUGUGAAUGGUUUCUAACAUAGCAAUGAAUUGGGACUUGUGAGAUGCCCCAGAGAUUCCUGUCCCUGGAAUGUGCCACUGUUGGAAUACAUCCUGUAUAUUGCUUGCUACCUUUUCUUUCUUGGAUUACUUUGUAUUUAAUUAUGAAUUCUUAAGCAUGUAGGUCAUUACAUCUUACAGUUUUCUGGGCAAUACACCUGUGGGAGACAGCUGAUAAAUGCACAGAAAUACCAUGUGUCUGUUCUAAGGCAAGUGAUUCCCAGACACUUGCAAAAUGUGUAACUUAAAAGAUUUCUGUAUCCUUUUUUUUUUUUUUCUCAUCUUAAAACCAUUACUCUUAUUGUUUUGCUUAGUAGAUCAAACUAUGUUGGUUCAGCUUUCAAAACAUGCUUUUGAAAUUAACAACUUUGUUUUACUGGUCUUUAAAAAGAUAAAUAAUUUUAACAGCU